This is a messenger RNA of Mucor velutinosus, 1227 nucleotides long. RefSeq lists its product as uncharacterized. The coding region runs from base 1 to 1227 and encodes 408 amino acids. The record is from RefSeq and is a predicted model, not a curated record. Gene Ontology annotation, molecular function: zinc ion binding; nucleic acid binding. The transcript has a single exon. Lineage: Eukaryota; Fungi; Mucoromycota; Mucoromycetes; Mucorales; Mucoraceae.
AUGACUCUUUCCAGUAAAAAACAGAAACCACCUGGUACACCAGUACCUGGUCAAAAAGGUUAUGCUGCCGCAGUCAAACCUCGCAUUACCACCACCUCUCACUCUCUCAUACAUGGAGAGGUUGUUCCUGAACACACUGGUACGCCUACCGCAUCUACCACGCCUCCCACCAACGACAAAAUCAAAACUCGUAUUUGGCGAGAUGUUCGCACAGACAAUGGCUACUUUCUUGAUAUCUCCAAGAUAACUAACAAGUCCGAUCAGCAACAUUUGCAGAUACUGAAUGACCAGUAUCAAGCAUCCAACUUCCUUGGGAUCAAGUUUUUGGGCAAGGCCACCCAAAGAUACAUCGAGGUUUACCCCACCAACGACAUCGUCGACCGCUUCUUAACCGAAGGUGUCCUUUAUGAAUCCGAGAACCCCAAGAUUCAACUGUUUCCUUGCAAAGCUGUAGAUGGAGAAGGCAAGCUCAUUCAGAUCUCGCUUACUGACAUUCCCUUUCUCCCUCAAAGACAAUUGUUAGAAGCACUAUCCAAGGCUAUCGAUGUGUUUGGAAAGAUUUUAGACCUCGGUCUAAAUUACGAACAGUCCAUAGGUUGGUUCAUGGGCACUGGGUAUGCAAUCAUCCAGCAACUACCCAAUGUCGAAUACCCAACCUUGCACCAUAGCAUUACUUGGCAGACCGCAACUAAAGCCGACGAAUUUUGCCACGCCACCUUCCCCGACAUGGGUACAUGGUGUCGCUACUGCCACGAAGAGGGCCACACUAAGUUUGAAUGUUCUAAGGCAUUGGUCCGCAUCAUCUGCUAUAAUUGUGAUAAAGCUGGCCACCGUCAGGACACUUGCUCCAAGCCCAAGAAAGGAUCCUCGGAUUGGGAAUUCAAAAAGGCUCGAAAGAUUCCAGUAACAACCUCAUCUGCAGAGGCCGAUAAGUCUAAAUGGGCAUUCAGCAUUAAUAAGAAUUCGGAUGAUGGUAAGCAACAAUCUCAGGGACAACAACAGCAGCGCCAGGAACAACAAGCCAGUAUUAAGUCAAAUGAUCAGACCACCAAGGCAACUCCACCAAUUAUGAAGUCAGGCUCCUUGGCAGAGAGGCAGGCUGGAUCAGUAGAUCCCACUCCCACCCAAGAGUCCCAGUCUAUGUCUGAGGACGAGGAUAAUGACGAUGAUGAUUAUCUGCCUUCAGCAGGCGAACUAGAGAGCGAACUUGAGAGCGAGGUGGAGUAG